Molecule: messenger RNA, 957 nt
Organism: Dunckerocampus dactyliophorus (ringed pipefish)
Lineage: Eukaryota; Metazoa; Chordata; Actinopteri; Syngnathiformes; Syngnathidae
Product: olfactory receptor 1500-like
Exons: 1
Coding region: 1-957 (318 amino acids)
Biological process (GO): G protein-coupled receptor signaling pathway
Cellular component (GO): membrane
Molecular function (GO): G protein-coupled receptor activity; olfactory receptor activity
Source: RefSeq, a predicted model, not a curated record
AUGGAGAUGUUCAACUCAGCUUUGGGGAGAAACAUCACACUUGUUCGUCCCGCUUAUUUCUUCAUCGGCGGCUUUGUGGGUGUUCCCAACAUCAAGUACUACUACGUGUUCCUCUUGAUCGUUUACGUGGUGUGCGUGCUGGGCAACAGCCUGGUGAUGGUAGUCAUCGUUGUGGACCACAAGCUGAGGUCGCCUAAAAACGUGGUGGUGUUCAACUUGGCGUUCACAGACCUCCUGACCAGCACUGUGCUGGUGCCCAAAGUUCUGGACACCUUUAUGUUGGAGCACCGCGCCAUCGCCUACAACGACUGCUUGGCCUUCGUGUUCUUCUACUUCUCCUGCCUCUCCAUGCAAUCGCUCAACCUGGUGGCACUUGGCUGCGACCGCACGGUGGCCAUCCUCUUGCCGCUGCGCUACCAGCAGGUUGUCACCAUCAGGUCUGCGCGACUCCUGGUGGCCGCCCUGUGGCUCUACGCCAUCACACUGGCUCUGAUGGCCGCGGGCCUGCUGACGCGACUGUCCUUCUGCAGGUCAGUGGUCAUCAACAGCUACAUCUGCGACCACGGGCCCAUGUACAGGCUGGGCUGCAAUGACAUCACACCCAGCCGGGUCAUAGCAGGCCUGUCGACAGCUCUCGUCCUCUGGGUCCCCCUGGUGAUCAUCCUGUCUAGCUAUGUCUUCAUCGGCUACACUCUAACCAGGAUCUCCACGCCCCAGGAGCGUAUCAAAGCCUUGAAGACGUGCUCGGGACAGCUGUCCCUGGUGGCCGUCUUCUACUUGCCCAUCAUUUUUGUGUACCGCUUCGGGUGGACCAUCCACCCCAACGCCAGGAUCAUCAACCUGUCCCUCACCGCCGUCCUGCCCCCCCUCUUGAACCCCAUCAUCUACACAUUGCAGACACAAGAGAUCAGAAAGUCUGUCAGAAGGCUGCUCAGAGGCAACAAAAUCGCUGCUUAA